This is a messenger RNA of Beauveria bassiana ARSEF 2860, 1233 nucleotides long. Its product is annotated as coiled-coil domain-containing protein 55. The transcript has a single exon. Lineage: Eukaryota; Fungi; Ascomycota; Sordariomycetes; Hypocreales; Cordycipitaceae. The coding region runs from base 1 to 1233 and encodes 410 amino acids. Gene Ontology annotation, biological process: regulation of alternative mRNA splicing, via spliceosome. The record is from RefSeq and is a predicted model, not a curated record.
AUGAGCAAACCACUGGCCUUCGGGCUGAACAAGAAGCCUGGUGCUCCUCAGCCUGCACCGCGCCGCAAGCCUAUGUUUGGCGGUGAAGACUCCGAUUCUGACGCAAACGACGGAGACAACAAGACUCAAGCGAUUGGCGGCGAUCUUGACGACGAUUUUGGCGCAUCGCAACCGCAACAAGAUUCUGGGUCGCGCAAGCCCAAGUCGAAACCCGGCCUGACCACCAAAGGCCCGCCACCGAAGCUCAACGCGAAAUCACAACCCAAUGUCAUGUUUGGCGACUUGUCAAGCUCGCUCACGUCGCGCAAGAAUGCCGCGUCCGCGGCCGAGGUGGACGCCAGCGUCUACGAGUACGAUAACGUGUACGAAUCCUUUAAACCCCAAAAGCAAGCGACAAAAGAAGAUGUCGAGAAGAAGCCGAAAUAUAUGAAGAAUUUGAUACAAGCAGCGGAUGUGCGCAAGCGUGAUUUACUCAUUGCGGAGGAAAAGAAGAUUGCGCGUGAGCGAGAAGCCGAAGGCGACGAGUUUGCCGACAAGGAAAAGUUUGUGACGGCGGCAUAUAAGAAGCAACAGGAGGAAAAUAGGCGCAUAGAAGAAGAAGAGAAGAGGAGGGAAGAGGAAGAGGCAAAAAAGGGCAAUGCUGGGGGCAUGUCAGCGUUUUACCGCCAGCUGUUGGACAAGGACGAGCAACGUCACGCCGAGUCCGUCAGAGCGGCAGAGGAAAUGACCAAAAAUCCUAGCACCAAAGACGGCGCAGAGGAGCCCGAUGCGAAGGAGGAGGAGGAGGAGGACGAUGACAAGGUACAAGCGGCGCGUGCUAGAGCUCUCAACGAAAAGGGCGCGUCAGUCGAAGUCAACGAAGACGGGCAGGUGGUCGACAAGAGACAGCUGCUCCGUGGCGGCCUAAACCUGGACCUCAAGAAGAAGACGGCCGCCCAGCAACAAGCGCAGCGCAAGCCGGCCGAGCGCGAGCCCAAGGACAGCCAUGCGCCCAGCCAGGCUGGUAGACGACAGGCCAUGCGCGAGCGCCAAUCGCGGAUGAUGGAGGAGCAGCUGGAGCAAUCGAUGAAGCGCGCGUACGACGAUGAGGAGAUCAAGAAGCAGGAGCUGGAGCGGGCAUCCAAGAGCCGCAAGACGGAAGGCGAGAUUUCGAGCGCCAAGGAGAGAUAUUUGGCCAGAAAGCGGGCCGCAGAUGAAGCUAAAAAGACGGGCGGCGCUGCGCCGUCGGUAUAA